Brugia pahangi is the source of this 2358-nucleotide messenger RNA. The record is from the annotation of a GenBank genome assembly. NCBI's taxonomy places the organism in Eukaryota, Metazoa, Nematoda, Chromadorea, Rhabditida, Onchocercidae.
AUGAAUCGAUCGACACCAUCAAGGAGCACUCCAAAUGGUGGCGGUAGUGGCAGUGGUGGUCCAUCGGGCAACAAAAUGCGAAUUCGAGCUUUUCCGACAACAAUGGAUGAAAAAUAUGUACAACAGACAUGGGAUUUAUUAAAACGCGCUAUUCAAGAAAUUCAACGAAAAAAUAAUUCUGGUCUCAGUUUUGAGGAGCUUUACCGUAAUGCCUACACGAUGGUGCUGCAUAAGCAUGGUGACAAACUUUAUUCUGGUUUAAAACAAGUCGUUAUUGAACAUCUGCAAACAACGGUUAGAAACGAAGUGCUAGCAGCAAUUAAUAGCAGUUUUCUGGAAGUGUUGAAUGUAGCAUGGCAAGAUCACAUUAUAGCUAUGGUCAUGAUUAGGGAUAUUCUCAUGUAUAUGGAUCGAGUUUAUGUGCAGCAACAAAAUGUUGAUCCUGUUUACAACUUGGGUCUUAUUCUGUUUCGCGAUGAAAUAAUUAGAUAUGGGACACUAGGCGACACUCUGCGUAACAUAUUGUUGAAAAUGAUUGCUGCUGAGCGGGGAGGGGAAAUCAUUAAUAGAAUUGGAGUGAAAAAUGCAUGCAAUAUGUUGGUAGCAUUGGGCGUCGAUUCACGGCGCGUUUAUGAAGAAGAAUUUGAGGAACCAUUUUUACGUGUCUCAGCAGAAUAUUAUCGUGCAGAAAGUCAAAAUUUUUUGCUCGAAAACUGCGCAUCCGUUUAUGUUAAAAAAGUGGAAGAAUGCUUAAUGGAGGAGUCAAAUCGAGCAAAAAUUUAUUUGGAUAAAGGAACAGAACAGAAAAUACUUGACGUUUUGGACGAAGAGCUAAUUAAUAAGCAUAUGAUGACAAUUGUGGAAAUGGACAAUAGUGGUGUUGUACAUAUGCUGAAUAAUGAUCGAAUUCAUGAUUUACGUCGAUUGUAUAUUCUUCUUAAACGAGUAAAGAAAGGAUUACCAACGAUGACUGAUUGCAUUAGCAGAUAUCUUCGGAGAAAGGGUGAAUUUUUAGUCAAUGAAAGUAGUGACCACGAACCUGGUACGUCGAAAAACCCGAUUCAUUACAUUCAGGCAUUACUGGAUCUCAAGAAUCAGUUUGAUCAUUUCUUGUUGGAUGCUUUCGAUAACGACAAAACCUUCAAACAAAAAAUACAGAGCGACUUUGAAUAUUUCCUCAACCUGAACCCAAAAAGUCCAGAAUAUCUAUCAUUGUACAUGGACGAUAAAUUGAAGAAGGGAAUGAAACUUAUGAAUGAAAGUGAGCAAGAAUCACUUCAAGACAAAUCGAUGGUGUUGUUUCGUUUUCUCCAAGAAAAGGACGUUUUUGAACGUUAUUACAAGUCACAUUUAGCCAAGCGUUUGUUGCUUCAAAAGAGUAUGUCAGAUGAUGCAGAAAAAGCUAUGGUUUCGAAAUUAAAGACGGAAUGUGGCUGUCAGUUUACAUCGAAAUUAGAAGGAAUGUUCAAAGAUAUCGAGUUAUCGAAUAUUCUGAUGGGAGAUUUUCGUGACUACAAGGAAAGAGCAGAAAUUGCACACGACUCAGUGGAUAUAACGGUGCGUGUGUUGACAAGUGGUUAUUGGCCGACACAAGCUGCUCCGGAUUGUGUAUUACCACCAGUGGCAGCUCAGGCUUUUGAGAGUUUUAGGACAUUCUAUCUUAGCAAACACAACGGUCGUAAGAUUUCACUAAAUCCUAUGCUUGGUCACGCUGAUGUUAAAGCUGUUUUCUACGGAACAAAUGCUAAUGCGGAGGAAUUAAGCCAGCAAGAAUCGGAUCUUGCCGGACCAUCAGUUGCCCCUCGUGGCAAAGAGGAAUACAAAAUUUUGACUGUGAGCACAUAUCAAAUGUGUGUUUUGCUCAGGUUUAAUAAUAAAUCUAAAAUAACUUUCGAGGAAUUGGCAGCUGAGACUCAAAUUCCUGACAAGGAAUUAAAGCGAUCAUUGCUUUCUUUGGCAAUGGGCAAACCUACUCAAAGAAUUUUAUGCCGAAAAGGACAUGGAAGGGAAAUCGAAAACAGUGAUGAAUUUUGGGUAAACGAUGCAUUUACCUCCAAGCUUACAAGAAUAAAAAUUCAAAUGGUGUCAGGUCGAGCGGAAGCUGAACCAGAAAGAAAAGAAACACGCUCAAGAAUAGAUGAAGAUAGAAAACAUGAGGUUGAAGCAGCUGUCGUGCGAGUAAUGAAGGCGAGGAAGAAGUUAUUGCAUAAUGUUUUGGUUGCAGAAGUAACUCAACAGCUAAAGCAUCGUUUUAUGCCGAAUCCACAGCUAAUUAAAAAACGAAUCGAAUCGCUAAUUGAGCGUGACUAUCUGGCUCGUGACAAAAACGAUCAUCGUUGCUAUGAAUAUGUCGCAUAA